Molecule: messenger RNA, 916 nt
Organism: Polypterus senegalus (gray bichir)
Lineage: Eukaryota; Metazoa; Chordata; Cladistia; Polypteriformes; Polypteridae
Gene: mrpl14
Product: mitochondrial ribosomal protein L14
Exons: 3
Coding region: 192-632 (146 amino acids)
Biological process (GO): translation
Cellular component (GO): mitochondrion; ribosome
Molecular function (GO): structural constituent of ribosome
Source: RefSeq, a predicted model, not a curated record
AGCUUAAAACGUGCAACGACCACAUACCUUACGUCGUGCAAGAAACGCCCACCAGCUUGGUCUAUUGUCCAAUGGAAUAAUGUAACAGGGAAUCGUGACACACGCCCGUCCCUUUUUAGGACGCUCGGUUCAAUGACAUCAUAGACGUGCGCCUUCUUUUCAUCGUGCAAGUUUGCUUUGAAAAGGUUUGUAUGAAAAUGCUGGUGAAAGCUUCAGGGCUGCUGUUGACCCAACCAUUUACAAAUAUUGUGAAACAUUCAUUCAGGAUUUCUGCAGCCUGUACAGCUAUACAGAAAUUGACUCGGGUUCGUGUGGUGGACAACAGUGCACUUGGCAGUACUCCAUAUCAUCGGCCACCUAAAUGCAUUCAUGUGUAUACCAAAAAUGGUGUGGGCAAAGUGGGUGACAAAAUUUUACUGGCCAUUAAGGGACAGAAGAAAAAGGCUCUUAUUGUUGGCCAGAAAAUGCCAGGCCACACCAUGACACCUCGGUUUGAUUCCAAUAAUGUUGUGCUAAUUGAAGAUAAUGGAAACCCAACUGGGACAAGGAUCAAAACACCUAUACCUUCUAAUCUGCGUCGACUUGAAGGAGAAUACUCUAAAGUGCUGGCCAUUGCUCAGACAUUUAUAUGAUAGCCAGAUAUGCUUCUAUCAUGAAACAUGAUCUAAGGUAUAAUUAAUAAAGUGGCAUCAGCUAAAGACAGCUUGCACAUUCAAAUACUUCUUGUUUGAGAUAAACUGUGCUGUAACUGUUAGAAGUGAAAUUGAAGUUGAAAAAUUGUCUUUCUUUUGCAGGUGGUGUGACUAUUAAAAGAGAAUAUAUAUUUUUGAUUUAAAAAUGUAUUUAAGUAUUCUUUGUAAUCAGCACUGUUAAUUUUAACUAUAUAAGCAAUAAAGCUGUGAGUCAUCAGGAAGGA